AAAGAAACACAUAAUAUUGAAGCAGCGACUGAAGAAAACUUUCGUAUAAGAAGAGAGACAGUGAGACAGCAGAAUGAACAAGAGCCAAUAGUAAACCGAAGAACUAUAGCUUCUUCUGUGGAUUCUACAAGAGCAGAACAAUCUGAAGAACCAGUAUCUGUCACUUCAACACAAUCCACAGCAGUAGGUUUAAGAAGUGAAAUUAGUUUUUUAAUCUCUUCUUUUUUAGCUUUCAGUUUUAGUAUUGCCUCUGACAAAGUAGCUAUCUCUGUUGAGCAACCUAUAAUUACUCCUUUGAUUGCACAUUCUAUAAAAGUAUUAAGAGCAUGUAUUUAUUCAUGGAAUUUACAAGCAGAAACAUUUACAAGAUUACCAGUUUUUAUAACAUGUUGUGCAAAAGGCAAAAUUUCUCUUCUGCCUAUGCAGGAAUUCCUACCUUCUUUAGACAUCUUGCUUACUAAUUCAGAUUCUAGUGCAUGUUUAUUUAGGCAACAUAUUAGGAUGUAUAAUUCAGCAUUGGCUUUUACAUCUAUGGGCAUGAAAAUAGAUCAUAAUAUAACAGAAACGGCCAAUGUUUAUAAUUUUCGUAUUCACAGUGAAAUGUAUCAUACUAUAGGCUCCUUACUUCUUGAUAACCCUAGCCCUCAGUUUGCUCAAUUAUAUGUGUAUGAUACUGAGCAUGAAUUGCAAAAUAGAAUGUCCAUAAUGCCUAAUCUCGAUUCUAUAAUUCUUGCAGAACUUCAACAAAUAUUGCAUAAUAUGAAUCCUUAUUGUAGAAUAUUUAGACAAGUUGGCAACAUGCACAAAUUAGAUCUGUCUUUAGAUUUAAAAAUGCUUAUUAUAAAUAAUAGAAGACAAGAUCCUAGGCGUUACAAUAUUCCAACAACAUCAGAAGUUGCAGUUAUUAUGAUUGAUGAUAGACAAACUGAUAAGCUGCUGAAUCACGAUAUCAUUGUUCCUUAUUCUUCAUCAUUGAUCCAGGAAUUUAUAGAGAAUAAAGAUUAA
Molecule: messenger RNA, 1005 nt
Organism: Cetraspora pellucida
Lineage: Eukaryota; Fungi; Glomeromycota; Glomeromycetes; Diversisporales; Gigasporaceae
Source: the annotation of a GenBank genome assembly